GCAGGAUAAUGCAUGUUUUUUGUCUUAUAUGUCUAUUCAGCAUAACUGAGGUAAGCUAAAAUCCCUUCCUGGAUUUUUGACUAAAUUGCAGUUUGCAUCUGACUUGCUCUGCAUUUCUGUAUCUACCAAGUAAUUGAGCAAUAUACGGAUGUCCACCAUCAUUUGUAGGAAAUUGUUUUAUAGUUGUUGGCUGCAGGUGCAUGCUGGGUGAUUUUAAAGUCCAGUUGUUAUCUCUCUGGAACAGAGAAGAGGUCAGAGUCAAUGAGUAAAGUCUCUGCAGGUUGUGAGGAGACCUUCAGAUUCAUCUGGUGUGAGAGGGGAAGAAAGAAGAUGUUUGAUUUGAGGAGCUCAGCCCUCAUUGUGCUGUUGACUCUGCAGUGGGCUGCUGGCUCUUCAGCUCAGCCGUGUCAAGCUCCUGCAGGAAGAUGUAACUUUGUGCAAGACUGUCCUGACUGGAGUGAUGAGCAAAACUGUGGCUACAAUGGAAAAGGAUUUGUCUGUGACUUUGAGGAUGAAGGAAUGUGUGGAUGGGCUGGUGAAUCGUCCAGUGGAGACUACAAAUGGGAGAGACGUCAGAGAGGAGAAACAGUCCCAGACAGUGGACCGUCCUCUGAUUACACCACCGGCACAGCCAUGGGUUGGUUUAUGGGGGUCAGUGCAUUGAAGGAAGAGAUGCUCCAUACUGCACUUCUGAUCUCUCCAGUUAUUAAUCAGACUUCAGCAACGUGUCGUCUUCAUCUCAGAUACUUCCUGUGGGACUCAGGUCACACCGGUCUGGGAUCUACACCCUUGUGGGCAUCCAUCCUCUACCCAGAUGGUGGAGAGGCUGUUGUUUGGCGUCCUGAGGCGUCCAGUAUACGUGCCUGGAGGGAGGCCCUCAUUUUUCUGGGCCGUAUUCCCUCAGCUUUUCAAAUCCUUCUUCACUCACAGCGCUCAGUGGGGCAAAGAGGAGAUGUGGCCAUAGACCAGCUGGAGUUUCUAGACUGUGCUCUUCCCUCACCACUCCCUGGGGGAAACUGUUCAGCAGGAAUGGUGAAGUGUAACAACGAGGCCUGUGUGGAGGAACGACAGCUCUGUGACGGCAGCGAUGACUGUGGCGAUGGAUCUGAUGAGCACAACUGCACUGAAUAUAAUCGCUGUGACUUUGAGGAUGGCCUGUGCAUUUGGGACCUGAGGUCAAUUUCCAAACUGAAAUGGGUGAGGACAAAUCAGGAGCAGAUCUCCAACAUGGAUCCUCUGAAAGGACCAGGCAGAGAUCAUUCUAAAAACACAGCAUCAGGUUACUUUCUCUAUGUCACUGUCCCUGAUGAGGGUCUUUCAACAGACUGGGCCUCCUUCCAAAGUCACCAUCUUGAACCCACUAAUAGUUCACAUCCUUGCAAGAUGGUGAUGUACACUCACCAGUUUGGGCCAAGGUCGGGCGGUUUGACGGUGAUGGUUGCAGAUCAAUAUAUCUACCCAGUGUGGGAAAGAGGUGGGUCUCUGGGUGACCUCUGGGUGAAGGCAGAGGUGGAGAUUGUCACCAAUGUCACAUUUCAGAUCCUGAUUAUGGCAGCAAUCAGGGAUUUUGCAUAUGGCGGUAUUGCUAUUGACAGCAUUGUGCUGUCUCCUGAAUGUCGUUUAUUGGAUGUAGUAAAUAUUUCUUUUGGAAUACCCCCUAAACCCCCCAAAAAUCCGUGUGCUGAACCGGAUAAGAUGUGUGAUUUUCAUGUUGACUGUGAAGGAGCAGAGGAUGAAGCCAAAUGUGGGGAUUUCUCUUACGCUCAGGGCAGCUCAGGCUGGACUGACACCAGCCUCGGGACUCAAGGUUGGGUGCUAUAUCAAAAUUCCACAGCCAAAGAGGAGUACCUGUAUGUAGCGAAGGCCCCAGGCCAGCAGCUGACUCAAGCCCAAACACGGACCCCCCUCCUGGGCCCCACUGGGCCCAUCUGUAGCAUGAGCUUUGACUAUGCACUAACUGGGAAUCCCAGUUAUAUUGGUAAUCUGUCUGUCAGAGUGAUCGACAGCGUAAUGGGCAUGGGGCCUAAACUGUGGGAGUUUAAUAGCAAGACUGGAACAGAGGCAGAGGAGUGGCAACACGCUGACAUACUCAUUGGGUUCAGGAAGCAUCGCUUCCAGCUGGCAUUUGAAGCUCACGCUCAGAAACUUUGUCCUUGUACCAAGAUUAAAGUAAAAAAUGUUAAAUUUACCAACUGCCAUGCUGGCUAUUAUCCAUUUUCUCCAACAGGACUGUCAUGUAACUUUGAAGAGGGACUGUGUGGGUGGUAUCAGGACAGCAGCGACAACUUUGAUUGGACCGUGCUCAGUGGGAUGGACCACACCAUCAGUGUUGGCAGAAGCCUUGUUGUGGACAUGUGGAGUCCCUCCCUGCACGGUUUGUUUGGACGCCUAAUUUCCUUUCCACAGUCACCGGGUCCCAAAGAUUACUGCCUCUCCUUCUUCUACAAAGUCUACGGGCCAAACACAGGCACUCUGAAUGUGAAGCUAACAGAUGGCAAAGGUUAUGAGAUGGUCCUCUGGACCCACAGUGGAGCUCAUGGAAAUAUUUGGCAUGAAGCGCACUGCCCAGUACCUCAACAGAUCUCAAAAUUUCAUCUGAUGUUUGAAGCAGUUCGCUCUGGCUACGACGGACUCGUGGCCAUCGACGAUGUGGCGUUCUCGGAUAAUCCAUGCAGCAUCCCAAGAGUGUGUUCCUUUGAAGGCCAACAGUGUGGGUACACUAGCUCUAGUAAAGUUCUGUGGCUCCACCUUAACGGAUACACAUCAGCAUCAAAUGGGCCCAAAACUGACCACACUCUGCAGACUGAACUGGGUUUCUACAUGGUUGUUAACACCAGCGCAAGCGUCCUUCCCUCAGGUAGUACCGCAGUCCUCACCUCACUUGUUCACCAAGGAGCUGCCCGUACUGAGUGUCUACAUUUCUGGUAUCACAUGAGAGGAGUGAAUCCUGGUUCUCUUACGGUGUAUGUGAAGACAGUGAAGGGAGAGAGAGUGAAGAUCUUUACGAGCAGCCUGAAUCAAGGAGAUGUGUGGCGCCUUGGUUAUGCCAACAUUUCCACUGAGCUCGAGGACUGGCAGUUGGAGUUUGAGGUGGUGGGAGCCGGAGGGAAAGACUCUCACAUUGCAAUCGAUGACAUCUUCCUUUCACACUAUCCAUGUGAAGAUCAAGGUUCCAAGUGCAGUAUGGAGAAAGGGAUGUGCAGCUGGAGCAACACUCAGAACACAACCAUAGGCACACUGGACUGGGAGCUGACGAGUGUGGAGAUGGAGCGUCACUACCCCAUCCCACCUGAGGACCACACGCUGGGCACAGAAAAAGGUCACUUCCUGUUCUUUCCGAGCAGCAAUCGGACAGAAGUCAGUCAAAGUGCUCUACUGCUGAGCCCUCACCUGCCCCCAACUAAAGGCACCUGCCUGAGAUUCUGGGUCUACAAAACCCAGUCAUCGGACUGCCGCCUACAUGUGUCGAGACUCUCUGGAGGUCAUUUCAUCCCGCUGGCUGACACUGAAUUUGGUGGAUUGUGGAAACGUUUUGACAUCAACAUCACAUCUACUGAGGAAUACCAGAUUGUGUUUGAAGGGGUCAAAGGCACAGCAGGUGUUAUUGCUCUGGAUGACAUUGAAUACACCAUCGGGAUCAACUGCGCCAACAAAGUCACAGAUCCAGUAAAACCCUCGCCAAACCGAAACAAUGCAGGAGGGAUUGCUGCAACCGUGAUUGUACUCCUCCUGCUCAUCGGCACGCUGGUCGCUCUGCUGGUUUUCUACCUUCGAACACGCCAGACAUCUAAUUCCUCAUCUGGUCCUGGUUUCAGUAAUGACAUAUAUGAAUCAGACCUCACACAGGACCAUGUUACGGUUGCACAGGCCCCAAACCAUCCAAUGGCAGCUGGGUUCAAUAAUGUCUCUGUCUCUCCUACCACCAGAGAGAGGGAGGCGGCGUGAGGCUCAGGGUGCAAAAGUCCCACCACUCAAAGGUGGUUUUGUGAAAUAAAGGCGACAUCACAGUAGAAGAACUGCUUGUGUCAGCCUUACAUGGCAUACACACACACACACACACACACACACACACACACACACAAACACAGAUAAUGCAAGCAUAGCCCACACACUGACCCAUGGAAGUAGACCCAAUUGGUGAAGCUGCCUCAGAUCAGAUGGGACUCUUGAGGUUGCUCCUCUUUGGCUGUGGACAGACAGAAGUCAGCAGGACAAUGUCUAAUGUGUUGUGGAUGAAUAUUAGGUUAAUUUUCUCUAAAUCGAGACUUGACACAGCCCAUGAAUGACAGGAAUGGCUGCAAGUACAUCCUGUUUAGGUCUCUCAGAAAGCUCCAAUAAAUUUACUUUAAGUCCAACCUGUCUGCAGAGAUUUCAGCAGGUUAGGCUCUUUUUUGGGGUCCUAAAAGGGGCACUCUUCUUAUUUUAGAUAAAAUCAUUUCCUGGUUGUGGGUCUGUAAAACAUUAUUAUACCUUUGUCGGUUCUUAACUUUUUUUCUUAGCUUUAGCCUAGUCUAUAGGUUUACAACAGAGACUGAAUUAGGACGCUGGAAUUUGAAAGUAUGGCACUUUACCAGAAACAGGGGUCUAAUGAAGAACCCUUGAGUUGCGAUAUGGAAAUAAAGCCCAACCCAUAUUAAGGACUCUGAAUUUCUCCACCUCUAGUUUGUCAUGCAGAAAGAAGGAAAGUCGAGGAGUGCCCCUUUAAAGAGAAAGGAGAAGAAUACUGGAAACAGGCGGGUUAAAACCUUAAGGAACGUUGAUAUAAAAGGAAGCUGACGUGUUCAGAAAGAGAGUGCUGGAUGAAUACAUUGUUUUU
Molecule: messenger RNA, 4816 nt
Organism: Archocentrus centrarchus (flier cichlid)
Lineage: Eukaryota; Metazoa; Chordata; Actinopteri; Cichliformes; Cichlidae
Gene: mamdc4
Product: MAM domain containing 4
Exons: 29
Coding region: 262-3945 (1227 amino acids)
Cellular component (GO): membrane
Molecular function (GO): protein binding
Source: RefSeq, a predicted model, not a curated record